AUGGAGCCAUUUCAUGUGCGUCUUAACUGUAUCGAUCAUUAUCAGGCGACCGCGUCGGAGUUGGAUCCUCCACUGCCUUUUCGCGAUGAGGUCUCAGAGAAAGAUUUUAAGCCUAAGGUACCUGUGAUUCGAAUAUUUGGAGCCACCGAGACUGGCCAGAGAGUUUGCGUACAUGUCCAUGGCGCAUUUCCAUACCUCUACAUCGAAUACAACGGGUCCUUGGCACCAGAAGACGUACACUCGGCAAUCCAAACUCUUCAUCUUUCAAUCGAUCAUGCUCUCGCGGUCAGCUUUCGCCGAAAUGCAUACGAUCGGAGGACAGCGUUUGUGGCGCAUAUUACUUUGGUGAAAGGAGUCCCGUUCUACGGAUACCAUGUCGGAUGGCGAUUCUUCUUCAAAAUCUAUCUCUUAAAUCCCUUCCAUACCACUCGUCUGGUCGAUCUUCUGCACCAGGGGGCCGUGAUGAAACGUCCGCUUCAACCAUAUGAGGCACAUAUGCAAUAUAUCCCGCAAUGGAUGUGUGACUACAACUUGUACGGAUGUGCGACCAUGAAGUGUAGUCAGGUUAAGUUCCGAGCACCAGUACCUGAUUAUCUCGAGCUUAGCAAUUUAGCCCAUCGCUGGCACGAUCGUUCAGUCCCACCUGAGAGCAUACUCGAUGAUCCUGCAUUACAGAAACAAAGCCAUUGCGCGCUGGAGGUUGAUAUAUGCGUUCAAGAUAUCAUGAACCGUCUUGAUGUGAAGGAACGGCCUUUGCACCAUGAUUUCACCGAGCUUUUGAAACCUGUCGCGGUGAAUGAGCGGCUCGUGCCUAGCAUGGCUGGGCUCUGGCAGGAUGAAACUCGCAGACGCAAAAGAAGGAUGGGUAUUACUGAUCCUGGAAGCACUCCGUUUGGACCAGAGGAAUUGGUUUCAAUGUCUGCGGAUCCGAGAGUGCAGUCGAGAGGUGGUUGGAUACACGAGGAAGAAUUUCGUGAGAUGGCAUCUCAGCUUGUUGCUAAUGAGAAACAUGAAGAUGGCGACAAAUAUACGACCUUUGAGACAUUCUUGGAUAUCGAUGAUCAAGUCAAAAAUGUGAAGACUGCGCUGGAUAGUGUUCAGGACUUCUUUCCUGAUAAAAUCAGUACUUUGAGUUUUAAUUGCAGCCGUUCCCAGGAAUCAGCUGUGCAAAAAAUACCCCAAAUUUCGGUUGAUGAGAGUCUCGCUUUGUCUUCCCAAGCCGACGGCCAGUAUUACUCGGAUUCUGAUCAAGGGAGAGACUCAUUGGAAGGGGGAACCGAAGAGGAGCCUGAAACGAAAGAGGACCCGCUGGGUGAAAGUUUUUACGAUGAGAUUUUUGACGAAUUGCCCUUUCCAGAUGUCGCUGUACCUGCCGAGUUUGCCGAAACCAACAAACCCGGAGCAAAUAUGCAUGAUGUCUACAAGGAAGGGAAUCCUGUAGCCCAAGAGAAAAGGCCCAGAGACCAGAGUCAAAGCAAAAGUAUGCCCCUCAAAAGACAGCGCUUUGAAGCUGUCAAUUGCGACCGUUCACCUACCAAAAGACAUAGACAUAUGGCCAAACAAGGCUUCUCUGACGGGCCAUAUGAAUCACCCAACACGCGGAAGCAUCAACAAGAUGACAAGCAAAAAAGUGUAUCUUUUGAUAGCAAGUUGGCUUCGCACGCGGAAACCUCGUCAUCAGAACCAAAAUCAUCUUCCUCGCAGAUGACAGUUCGUCCAAAGGCGCAUAGUUACACCAACGGCCUGAAAUUCCCGGUAGUCAAGGACCCCAAUGAUCCUCUGACCAUUUUGCGCUACAGCCAAGAUGAGAUGAAUUACUCAAGAAAAGACUCCGAAUCAUCCCAGUCCCCCUUGGGUUCUUUUCCUUCCGGAUCUGCCGCAGAAAUGUUAGGCAAAACCUGUGAAAGUCAGGGUUCCUCAGAGCUACAUUCGUCUGCAAGAGUGAUAGGUCGAGUUUCUCUUGAUCCACAUCUCGCUGAGACCAUGAAACACAUUCAUCAGUCAUUCAAUUUUGCACCAAACACGUCAUUGCGUUGCUUCAAAUUUGUCAGUCCAACUCCGAAGGAAGUCAUUUCAACAAUAAAUGAAUAUGGGCGUCCCUCGGUUGUAUACCAGAAAGCAUUUUACAGCGAUGAAACGGAUGUGCCUGAACGACCAAGAGAAUAUGGCGGCAGAGAAUUUCGGCUAGAGAGCAACACCAUUCACUAUCUACCCGAUUUUGACUCAACAGCAGAAUCGCCUGCAAUGUUUGGUGAGCAGAUACCAACAGCACACGACCGAAAUCAGCAAGAAAAGGUUGAUCAGAAACUCCGAGAAGAGUGUACCGCGAGUAUCUGGGAGUUUGCACCUGUUCCGCCAAGCCGGUCAGAAGUCAUCCAGUGGUUUGAAGAGUUAGAAGCCUCACAAGAAUCUAACAAAAAAACACAAGCCCAAACCAUACCUGCUGAAAUGAAACCCAUCUUUCUCUCGCAAAUUGAAGGCCCAACACAGAAGAACGUGCAUGGCUUCAAAUAUUCGCAGAAUGGAGUGUCCACUAGCGUGCAACACCAAGCCCAACACAUGAGCACAAUGAGCUUAGAAGUGCAUGUGAAUACGCGCGGAACCCUCAUGGCCAACCCCGAGGAAGACGAGAUCACUUCCAUAUUCUGGUGCAUCCAAUCCGAAGAUGAGGAAGUUGAGGUCAAUAGUCAUCUUCCCGGAGUUCAUGUUGGGAUGGUUUACCAUGGUGAAGGCGAGAGGCCGGAAACUAAAAUCACCAAGGCAUUGACAAUUGAUGUCGAGCGUGAGCCUACGGAACUGGACCUGAUAAACCGACUCAUAGACAUUGUCCGGUAUUACGAUCCGGACAUCAUUACAGGCUACGAGGUCCACAAUGCUUCCUGGGGAUAUGUGAUUGAGCGAGCGCGCAAGAAAUACGACUUUGACAUCUGCGAGGAGCUUUCAAGGACCAAAUCCCAAUCCAAUGGCCGGUUUGGGAAAGAGGCAGAUCAAUGGGGGUUUAACCACUCAUCGUCCAUUCGCAUCACUGGGCGACACAUGUUCAAUAUCUGGCGCGCUAUGAAAGGCGAGCUGAACCUGCUACAGUACACUAUGGAGAAUGUCGUCUUUCAUGUCUUGCAUCGCCGAAUUCCUCAUUAUUCCCCCAAAGACCUUACGCAAUGGCAUCAAAGCGGCAAGCCUCGCAAUAUCCUUAAAGUCGUGGAAUAUUUUUCCUCCCGCGUGCAAAUGAAUCUGGAAAUUUUCGAGGCGAAUGAAUUGGCACCGAGGACAAGCGAGCAGGCGAGAUUGCUGGGUAUUGAUUUUGCCUCUGUGAUUUCUCGAGGAUCCCAGUUCAAAGUUGAGUCUCUGAUGUUCCGGAUUGCGAAGCCAGAGAACUUCCUGCUCGUCUCACCAAGCAAAAAGCAGGUCGGACAGCAGAACGCACUGGAAUGCUUGCCCCUGGUCAUGGAGCCGCAAAGCGACUUCUAUACUAGCCCACUUCUGGUGCUUGAUUUCCAGUCACUAUACCCGAGUGUCAUGAUCGCGUACAACUACUGUUACUCAACCUUCCUGGGUAGAGCAAUGCACUGGCGCGGGCGAGAUAAAAUGGGAUUCCUGGAUUACAAGCGACAGCCCAGGCUACUUGAGUUACUAAAAGACAAGAUCAACAUCGCACCAAAUGGCAUGAUGUAUGCGAAGCAGGAAGUACGUCAGUCGCUACUAGCUAAGAUGCUUUCUGAAAUUCUUGAAACCCGCGUGAUGGUCAAAAACGGAAUGAAGGCCGAUAAAGACGAUAGGGUCUUGCAGCGACUUCUAAACAACAGACAGCUAGCACUCAAACUGAUCGCAAACGUCACAUACGGCUACACAUCCGCCUCAUUCUCAGGCCGAAUGCCCUGUUCUGAGAUUGCCGACAGCAUCGUCCAAACCGGCCGAGAAACCCUCGAAAAAGCAAUCGCCUUCAUUCACUCCAUCGACCGCUGGGGCGCCGAAGUCGUCUAUGGCGACACCGACAGUCUAUUCGUGUACCUCAAAGGGCGCACCCGCGACCAAGCCUUUGACAUCGGCGAAGAAAUCGCCCAAGCAGUAACAGACCUGAACCCACGCCCUAUUAAACUAAAAUUCGAAAAAGUCUACCACCCGUGCAUCCUCCUCGCGAAGAAACGCUACGUAGGCUUCAAAUACGAGCACCGGAGUCAAAAAGAGCCCGAAUUCGACGCAAAGGGAAUCGAAACCGUUCGCCGAGACGGUACACCCGCCGAACAAAAAAUAGAAGAAAAAGCCCUGAAAACACUCUUCCGCACAGCCGAUCUCAGUCAAGUAAAAUCCUACUUCCAGCGCCAAUGUGCAAAAAUCAUGCAAGGCCGCAUCUCCAUCCAAGAUUUCUGCUUCGCACGCGAAGUCCGUCUAGGGACGUACUCCGAGCGUGGUACCAUGCCCGCCGGCGCGAUGAUUAGCACAAAGCGCAUGAUGGAGGAUCCGCGUUCCGAGCCGCAGACCGGUGAGCGCGUGCCGUAUGUUGUUGUUACCGGCGCGCCUGGGUCGAGACUUGUUGAUCGCUGUGUUUCGCCGCAGACGCUUCUGCAUGAUGCGCAGCUUGAGAUCGAUGCCGAGUACUACAUCACGAAGAAUAUUAUCCCGCCGCUGGAGAGAAUUUUUGAUCUUGUCGGUGCGAAUGUUCGUCAGUGGUACGAUGAGAUGCCGAAGGUGCAGCGGAUUCGGCGGGUGGAGGGGUCGGUGCUGAGGCCGAAUUCCGGUGUUGUUGGGGCUAGUAGGAAGACUCUUGAGUCUUAUAUGCGCUCGUCUUCUUGUGUUGUCUGUCGAUCGAGAUUGUCUGAUGCUACUGUGCCUGUGUGUGGGGAUUGUCUACAGAAGCCGCAUCUUACGUUGCUUGAUGUUGUUUCGCGGUUGCAGAGAGCGGAAAAGAGAGUUGUUGAUCUGGAGGCUAUUUGUCGCUCCUGUAUGGGUGUUUCUUUUGGUGAUGAGGUUAGUUGUGAUAGUUUGGAUUGCUCUGUCUUUUACUCGAGGACUAGAGAUGCUGCUAAUUGGAGACACUCUAAGACUGUGUUGGAUCCUGUUGUUGAAUUGUUGGAACGGAAGGGAGAUGAGGGAUUGGAUUGGUAA
Messenger RNA from Penicillium vulpinum, 5103 nucleotides. Its product is annotated as DNA-directed DNA polymerase zeta catalytic subunit REV3. Lineage: Eukaryota; Fungi; Ascomycota; Eurotiomycetes; Eurotiales; Aspergillaceae. Gene Ontology annotation, cellular component: nucleus; zeta DNA polymerase complex. Gene Ontology annotation, molecular function: nucleotide binding; DNA binding; DNA-directed DNA polymerase activity. Gene Ontology annotation, biological process: error-prone translesion synthesis; double-strand break repair via homologous recombination. The coding region runs from base 1 to 5103 and encodes 1700 amino acids. The record is from RefSeq and is a predicted model, not a curated record. The transcript has 2 exons.